CGUAACCAAUCAGCGGGCGCUUUGCUGUAUACUGUAGGAUAAUGGACUGAGCGUAGCCGGUCCAGGCCCUGGGAUGCUGCGGGGAAUUGACUGAGGGAGCCGGGGAGUACCGGGAAGGCCAAGGGCAGCGCUUCUGGGGACACUGAAAAGGAAGAAGUGCGACACCGGUGCGACUGAAUGCGCAGGGAUUUGGAGAUACACGUUUUACCAUUAGAGGGCGCAAGCAUUAAGGGACGCAGCGAUUGAAUAUGGGGUUCACAAGGGUUGUUUAUUGGUGAAAAGCGUGAGGGGCAACUCGGCAACAUAAGUUUAUGGGCUGUUGGAGUUUGGUAACAAACGGGCUACGGAUAUUGGAGCCCAGUGACAAAAGGACAGGGGCCACUCGAGCUCAGUCACAUAGGGUUAGGGCUUAUUGGAGCCCAGUCAUAUAGGGUUAGGGCUUAUUGGAGCUCAUUGACAGACGAAUAGGGGCUACUGGGGCUCAGUAAUGGAGGAACAGGAGCUACUUGAGUUCAGUGAUAGAGAGUAAGCAGCUUCUUGAGCUCAGUAACAGGAAUAGGGGCCACUGGACCUUAUUAAGUCACUUUAGGAGCUACUGGAGCUCGGUGAAUGAGAGUUACAGGUGACCAGAGCUCUUUCACAGAGAGUUAGGGGCUGCUGGAGCUCAGUGACACAGGGUUGUUGGAUACAGAAUCUCAGUGACAGAAGGUGAGGGGAUAUUGGAGCUCACUGACAGAAGGUUACAGUUCUACUGGAGACCAGUGACAGAAGAUAAGGGGCAACUAAAGCUCAAUUACAGAGAGAUAUGGGCCACUGGAGCUCAGUGACAAAGGGUUAGCAGCAUAAGGAGCUUGGUGACAGAGGGAGAGGGGUCACUAGAGCUCAGUGACAGGAUAGGGGCUUCUGGAUCUUAACAAUAGGGUUAGGGACUACUGGAUCUCUGACAGAACAAUAGAGAUUACGGGGCUCAGUGACAAUUUCAGGGGUUAGGGGAGCACCGUUAUUCAUUGAUGGAAUACUGGGGCACAGGUUACACAGGCACUGGGUAAUUUCCUGGGGGAAAAUAUAUAUAUAUGACCAGUGCCGCUGGGGUAAGGACAUAGAUAGGGGUUCUGGAGUUCAAGUAGAAGAGUUAUGGUUGUUGAGGGUUUCUGGUGCACAGUGAAGCCAAUCUCUAUAGAGGUGGUGCAACAGAUAAGGGAUUACCAGGGACACUCACACAGGCAGAGAAAUCAUUGAAGCAAACUAAUGGAGGGUUCAUGGGUCACCAGAGUGAAUCAAUGUCACUGAAGCAAUCUGGCUAAUUGGUAGUGGCUUCUGCUGGUGUAAUUACUUUACUUCAGACUAGUAGCUGACUGACUGCAAUAACUGGUACUUCGUAACAGAUACAGAGGUUGUUAGAGCACAGACAUAGAGAGAGUGCUAUGAUAACCAUUGCUCUCGUUGAUGUCUUAUUGCUUCUGGGCCAUGGUGGCAGGGGAUUUUUUUACUAGGAGCCCACUGAAUGAAGGGUUAAGGCAACAGUGCAAUAGAACUGGGUAUUUAGGUUGGGGAGAACCAGAAAAAAGGGAUGAUUAUAAACUCACUGGGUGGUAGGAACAAUAUUAUUAUAGGGACACAUAACAGAGGCUAGCACAGAAGAUUUGAGGGACUUCAUGCAAAGGACAGGGGAUGCCCUGAAACUAUAGAAAAUCAGGGAGUUUCUCAGAAAGAGAAAGUGGGUGUAGUGAGGCACAGCAUUGGGGUAACUAGUUAUAACUUGGCAAGAGGAGGGCACUGGGAUAGAAUGAGCUCCUCUGGCAAAUGACCAUAGAUAGUGUUAAUAUUUGAGUAUCAAAGGAACCAAGGCACAGGAGAUAACUUGGGCCACCCUGGUGAGGAGGGGGAGAUACCCAUACUGUAACACAGGGAGUAAUGUGAAUGCCAGCAGGAAACUAGGUACCAGUCACAGGGAACUGUGCCAUAGGCACGAGGGGGUAAUUUGAUUGGGUAAUCGAACAGGGGACCCAGGCAGUAUUGAAUUAGCAGUAACUCCCGGCCACCAGGACAAAUGCUGGGAACUGGAAGGAUGGAAGAGUUUCACAGUGAGGAGGAGGAGCCAUGGUAUGACCAGCAUGACCUGGAGCAAGACUUGCAUCUGGCAGCUGAGCUGGGGAAGACUCUCCUGGAGCGCAACAAGGAACUGGAGGUGUCACUGCAGCAGAUGUACCUGAGUAAUGAGGAGCAAGUACAGGAGAUUGAGUACCUAAGCAAACAGCUGGAGAUGCUUCGGCAGGUAAAUGAGCAGCAUGCCAAGGUGUACGAGCAGUUGGACACAAUGGCACGGGAUUUGGAAAUUACCAAUCAGAGGCUGGUUCAGGAGAACAAGGCAGCCCAGCACAAAAUAAUGAGUCUCACAGACACUAUUGAUGGGCUGCAGAGGCAGGUGGAGUCUCUUCAGAAACAGGUGGAGGAUCUACGCUGCAUGGAGCAGGUGCGCAUCAAGAGGGAGAAACGGGAGAGGCGCCGCACUAUCCACACGUUCCCCUGCAUGUGUGAGCUCUGUGCCAGCUCUAGGCAUGAAGAGACCCUGUACAUGCACAGCUCCUGUCUAGAUCUCGCCCAGAAGCCCUUGCUGAGGGAAAAUGAACGCCUGCAGAGCGCUGUGAACUCCCUGCGUGCCCAGGUAGCUGAGGAAAGGCAGCGCAAAGAGAGAGCUGAACGGGAGUACCAGGCUGUGGUGCAGGAGUAUUCCGAUCUGGAGCAGAGAGUGUGCGAGAUGGAGAACUGCAAGCUGCGUGUGCGGGAGCUGGAGGCAGAGCUGGUGGAACUGCAGCAGAUGAAGCAGGUGAAACAAUACCUGCUGGGCCGAGGGGACAGCCUUUCCCAGGCUCUUUUAGAGCCCCUUAAUAAGACCCCAGAGACAGAUGAUCCAGAAACCCCUGAUGAAGGUCAAGUGGAUGUGAGCAGGGGCCAAGUGACCCCAAACUCAGUGGUCAGGAAAAGCUGCAGUGACACAGCCUUGAGUGACAUUGUGGGAAGGGAUGCAGUCAGCCGGCAUGAGGGUAAUUAUACUUUGCAUGCCAACAGCACCCGGCGCCGAGGCAUGUCCAUACUGCGAGAGGUUGAUGAACAGUACCACGCCCUCCUGGAGCGCUACGAGGAGCUGCUGGCCAAGUGCAGGAGGCAUGAGGACAGUCUUUGCCAUGCUGGAGUGCAAACAUCCCGUCCAGUUUCACGGGACAGCUCCAGCCGUGACCUCCCGGCAGAAGACGCAGAGCCUGAGAGAGUGCUGACCUUGCAAUUGGAAGCGGCGGAUCGGAGACUGGAGCAGAGUCAGCCAGAGUACAAGGCUCUUUUCAAAGAGAUAUUUAACCGCAUACAGAGAACCAAGCAAGAUAUCAAUGCUGGCAAAGGUCCUGGGGGCAAAUAAAAGGCAUUGUGCCUUCUUCCAGCUCCCCUCUGCAAUGAAUGCUGCCAUGUAAUGCCUACUUAUAUGCCAAUCAUUAUUUAAAUACCCUUGUACUAACCUUUCUGCCUUGCUGUAGCAGGAAUCUGCACCAUGGACUCUGCUAUGCAUAUAUUUAUAGCCUAUGCUUAGAAGUUCAACCUGCCUCUACUACAACUUCCAUCAUACACGGACAGCCAUAGGUGAGGUACUCAGGAUGUAAAACACUGAAAUGCUGGGCACACUUACAUUUAUUUAUUUGCACACUAAUAUACACAAAAUUACACAGUUUUAUAUAAACACACUCACUACCUAGCACACAUGCACAUUGAUAGGCAGAUAUUUAGAUUCCCAAUGGGCAUACACAGCACCAGUGCAAUAUACACACUAUGAAUACACCUGCCGCUAUACUCACACAUAUACUACUACACAAUUACACUAAACAGGCAGUGCUAUGCUGUCAUGAGCGUUUCUACUUUUCCUUACUAGUAUAGUAAUAAUAUAUAUUCUGUGCACUGGAUCUCAGGGGGCUAAGGACCCAUUCCCAACCUUUACUUUUAACCAGCUUGAAGCAGUCAGGAUGCACAAAGUCAGCUAACCCCCCCCCCCCACUAUUAAAAUACAGUUGCCAGAGGCUGGCUUAAUUUGCCAGGUGUAUUUAGGGUACACAGUUGACCAACACAAAUAAAUUAAGAUUUCAGGAUAGUAGAAGAUCCUCUGCCCUCAGCACAGUGUGUGGGCCAGUCAUGGCAGUAUUACCUCCUUUUGUAAAACUACUACUACUGUGCUAGGGCCAUAGCUACCCUAUGUAUUCCUUGCUUUUCGUAUGUGAAGUCCUUAAAGUUUAAUACAGCAAUACCCAGUCUGUGUUCUUCCAGUUCCUGCAACCUCUUCACAGCUAGGCGUGCUUGGAGCCAUAUUUUGAUACCAAGAAGAAUACAGGCUGGGAAUUUGUCCAUUCAAAGCUUUGUAAACUAGUAUUGUUCUGUUUAGCAUGUGCAGAGGGUUAAACAUAUGGUUACUCUCUCUUGCUCUCUAAACUUACCCCUUGAAUAUCGAUAUUGAAAACCCUGCUGGUUUGACUAAACUGACAGUAUUAGCUCUAAAAGGCCAUCUUGAUAUAUCUUGGGUCUGGGUUGAGCCAUUUUGCUCAUAUGUCUAUUUAAAUUCCCUUUAUUCCCAUGCAAAUAAAGGUUCUGGAUUAUUCUAA
Xenopus laevis (African clawed frog) is the source of this 4637-nucleotide messenger RNA. RefSeq names its product cerebellar degeneration-related protein 2-like L homeolog (gene cdr2l.L). The record is from RefSeq and is a predicted model, not a curated record. The transcript has 6 exons. Bases 2051 to 3412 code for a protein of 453 amino acids. NCBI's taxonomy places the organism in Eukaryota, Metazoa, Chordata, Amphibia, Anura, Pipidae.